Messenger RNA from Sphaeramia orbicularis (orbiculate cardinalfish), 2642 nucleotides. RefSeq names its product neurofilament heavy polypeptide-like. The transcript has 9 exons. The record is from RefSeq and is a predicted model, not a curated record. Gene Ontology annotation, molecular function: protein binding. Bases 134 to 2002 code for a protein of 622 amino acids. Lineage: Eukaryota; Metazoa; Chordata; Actinopteri; Kurtiformes; Apogonidae.
CCGGUGGUCAACUUGAAAACAUGCGUGUUUAGUGAGAUAGCCAUAACUCCGAUAAAUAAGUGUCCAGAUCGACUAUGAAAGUACUCGCAGACAUUGUUUUUUGUUGUUUUCCUGUUUACUUCAUGUGUCGGUGAUGUCGGCGAACGCAUCCAAGCACGAGCUGCUCCAGCUGAUCCACCGCCAUUUGAAAGAGCAUGGUUUCCACUCAGCUGCACAGGAGCUCCACGGGCUCUGCCCACAGGGUGACACAAAAUCAUCUGCAUCUCUACUAAAAAUCUACAAUUCAUGGUUGAAAAACUCCAAAAAGAAAAAGCAGCAUGGUAAAGUGAAGCACUCAAAUGCUGAUGGGCAAAAAACUCCAAGUAAAGCAAAAGGUGCUCAGGAUAAAAGUCCCAAGAAAAAAAGCAAAUCCAAGCAGGGAGCUGCAGAUGCCUUGUCAUCAGCUGUAACAGCACCCUCUCCUGCCAAAGCAAAGACGAAAAAAGACAAAGCGACAAAAAAGGCAGAAACUGGAAUAAAGAAGACUGCACCAGCAAAAAGGAAAAAGAAUGAGGGAAAAUCUACCGAAAAUCUUGUCAAGGCCAAGAAAUCAAAGACACAAGGAAAAGGCACGACUGUGGGUGGAGAAGGAGACGACUCAGACUCUGACAGCAGUCUGGAUGUGGAGAAAUGGAAGAAACUAGUCCAGGAGAUGACAGACGUUGACAUAGCCAAGAUGGACACCAUCAAUGCCCUAGACGCGUCUGCACCCCCACCCAAGAAAAAGAGAGUAAGGAAACCCCGAGCGAAGCCUCCUGCAAAAACAGAUUCUCCUAUUCAGCAGAAGAAUGAAAUAGGUGAACAGAAGGAGAAGGUGGAGGAGACGGUACUGAAAGAGAUGCCAGCAAAUGCAGAAAAAGAAAAGAUGAGCCGCCCAACAAAAGCAGCACCUGUGGUCUCCUUAGUCACCCCAAACCUUAAUGCAGUCGUCGACAAAGCAGAAACAUCAAAAGAGACACCAGAGAAGGAGAAAAGGAAAGCUGUGACUCCAAGUGAAGAAAACACUGAUGAGACUUUGUCUGAGCCCAAAAAGAAAAAGAAAAAGAAGGAACGAGAAGAUGCAAAAGAGACAGAAGAGGAGGGGAAAAAAACUAAUGGCAUAGAGAAAACAGCAAAGGAAGUCAAAGAGCAUGAAUGUGUUGAUAAAACUGUGCAGAAUGAAAAGACAAAAGGAGAAAACAAUAGGAAUCCACCUGAAGGAGACGUAAGAACAGAAGAGAGAAGUGACAACACGCACAGUUUGGACAUUCCAGAGCCGGUAGUUAAAGAAAAGAAAGCCAAGAAAAAGAAGAAAGAAAAAAGCAGGGAUGAUGAAAAAUCAGACACUACUGCUGAAGAAAAGGAAGCAGAGAUAAAAGAGAUGGUUCAUAGUGAGCAAAAUGUAGAAAACACAGUAGAACAAACCCACAAUUCAGAAGAUAUAGUUGUAAAAAAGAAGAAAAAGAAGAAAAAAAGACAUUCUGAGAAUAAUGAAGAAAAUUUAGAGCAGAACAUAGAAGAAAAUAAUGGCAUUUCAGAGCAGGUAGUGGAAGAACAGAAUAGAAUAAAGGGAGAUGAGAUCACUGAUGGCCAGGAAAAUCCAGAGCAAAUGGUUGAAAAAAAGAAAGCGAAAAAGAAGAAAAAGGCAAGUCCUGACGAGCAAAGUUCAGAGCAGCCAGAGGAAGAAAAGAAAACAAAGAAUAAAAAGGACAAAACUCCUCACAAGGAAACAUCGAAGCACAUAUUUGAAAAUACGUCAGAGCCACCAGAGAGCAUUAAUCAAGAGACACCACCAGAGCAAAAUGCUGAUGUGAAGACGAAAAAGAAGAAGAAAAAGGAACUGGUGUUACAAAAUAAUUCAGCUGAUGAAGUGCCACUACCUCCAUCCAUCCCUCAGUCACCAAGUCCUCCAACAGAGAAGAAGAAAAAGAAAAGCAAGUUGAAAUCUGAGGACAAACAUGGAGGCACAACAUCCCUCAAAUGACACACUGAAACAGAAAAAGUAAACAUCUGACACCACAGAACCACGUAUGUGUGUGAUUCAUCAUCUCACAAAACAGAAGAUGAAGACAACACAUAUCAUUCCAUCCUACUUCUACAGCUGUUUUAAACAUUUGAUUUACACUUGUAAAGAGAUAUUAUGAGUUUUUUUAACCUGUGAUACAGUUUUACAUUUUUAAUGUUUGGUACAUUUGUCCACUGUAUUAGCCAUAAGUUGUUUUUUUUAAAUCCAUAUGUAUGGUAACUGCCGUUUUAAUGGCAUGGUGUGCUAAAUCAUCUACAUCCGAUUGUUUUAUGAAGAUGAUUCCCUUGUUAAAAAAAUCAUGUAUCAUUUUUUAUCACACCUGUGAAUAACCCAUGUAUGAGAGUUUCAAUAAGAAUACUUAUUGAUAUCACAUAAAUGAGGUAUAAUUAAAGAUAUAAGACGAAUAAGAAAAUUCUGCAGGGAAAAAUGGAUCAUGGUUUUUAUUAUUAAAAAAUAUUGAAAAAGUGGAAAAUUGUCUCAAUUUAAAUCAUUUUUAUAUGGGUGGAAGUUACAUGUUUGUAAGCAUGUUUUUUGUAACUUUUUCGGAGUUUUGAUACAUUGGGACUUAAAUACAAAAUAAACGUAUUAGUUUUCUAAA